AUGUUUCUCAUUGUGGUUCACCUUCAUAUUUUUCGUGGUCUAUAUCAUGCGAGUUAUAGCAGUCCUAGGGAAUUUGUUCGGUGUCUCGGAGUUGUAAUCUUCCUAUUAAUGAUUGUGACAGCUUUUACAGGAUACGUACCACCUUGGGGUCAGAUGAGCUUUUGGGGAGCUACAGUAAUUACAAGCUUAGCUAGCGCCAUACCGGUAGUAGGAGAUACCAUAGUUACUUGGCUUUGGGGUGGUUUCUCCGUGGACAAUGCCACCUUAAAUCGUUUUUUUAGUCUUCAUCAUUUACUCCCCUUUAUUUUAGUGGGCGCCAGUCUUCUUCAUCUGGCCGCAUUGCAUCAAUAUGGAUCAAAUAAUCCAUUGGGUGUACAUUCAGAGAUGGAUCAAAUUUCUUUUUACCCUUAUUUUUAUGUAAAGGAUCUAGUAGGUUGGGUAGCUUUUGCUAUCUUUUUUUCCAUUUGGAUUUUUUAUGCUCCUAAUGUUUUGGGGCAUCCCGACAAUUAUAUACCUGCUAAUCCGAUGCCCACCCCGCCUCAUAUUGUGCCGGAAUGGUAUUUCCUACCGAUCCAUGCCAUUCUUCGUAGUAUACCUGACAAAUCGGGAGGUGUAGCCGCAAUAGCACCAGUUUUUAUAUGUCUGUUGGCUUUACCUUUUUUUAAAAGUAUGUAUGUGCGUAGUUCAAGUUUUCGCCCGAUUCACCAAGGAAUAUUUUGGUUGCUUUUGGCGGAUCGCUUACUACUAGGUUGGAUCGGAUGUCAACCAGUGGAGGCACCUUUUGUUACUAUUGGACAAAUUCCUCCUUUAGUUUUCUUCUUGUUCUUUGCCAUAACGCCCAUUCCGGGACGAGUUGGAAGAGGAAUUCCUAAUUCUUACACGGAUGAGCCCUAGCCCUGUAAGCCCACACCUGAUCAGUGAAAAAUUAUGACACCAAUCAUUUACGUAUUACACCAAGAAUGAAUUGACAAGCGCAUA
Molecule: messenger RNA, 978 nt
Organism: Arachis duranensis
Lineage: Eukaryota; Viridiplantae; Streptophyta; Magnoliopsida; Fabales; Fabaceae
Product: cytochrome b-like
Exons: 1
Coding region: 1-894 (297 amino acids)
Biological process (GO): mitochondrial electron transport, ubiquinol to cytochrome c
Cellular component (GO): membrane
Molecular function (GO): electron transfer activity
Source: RefSeq, a predicted model, not a curated record